Molecule: messenger RNA, 906 nt
Organism: Trichoplusia ni (cabbage looper)
Lineage: Eukaryota; Metazoa; Arthropoda; Insecta; Lepidoptera; Noctuidae
Gene: Sld5
Product: DNA replication complex GINS protein SLD5
Exons: 2
Coding region: 156-815 (219 amino acids)
Biological process (GO): DNA-templated DNA replication; double-strand break repair via break-induced replication
Cellular component (GO): GINS complex
Source: RefSeq, a predicted model, not a curated record
UUGAAACCGUCUUGAAUCGCCAUACAUUGUUCUGUAUUUUGGUUAUUAAGCUUGAUUUUUAUAAAAUUACAUAAUAAAUACCAAAACCAUUAAAUAAAUUAACCUCUAGAUGUCGUUGAGCCUAUUUUUUUCUUCAUAAUCUUAAAUAAAUAGUGAUGGAAUUAUCUGAAGAAAACAUCGACUUAAGUGAAAACGAAGAAGAAGAAGAAAUAACGGCUGAGGUAGUUUUAAAAACUCUUCAAAGUGCCUGGCAAAACGAAAGGUUAGCUCCAGAAAUACUUCCCCAUCGCAAUGACAUGGUGGAGUGCAUGCUGGGGCAAAUACAACACAUGGAGCGCAAUGUAAACAAAUUGCCUAAAACGGACCUUCGUGCAACUAUACAUAAAAUGGAACUAAGUAGAAUAAAAUUUAUUAUAUGCAAUUAUCUUAAAACUAGGUUAAGUAAAAUAGAGAAGUUUUGUAUACCAAUUAUCAAUGAAGAGAGACAGAGAUUGGAAACAGGUACAAAUUACUUAACCCCUUCAGAGUAUAAGUAUGCUCAGGAGUAUCUGUUGAAUAUGGAGAACCACAUGAAGACUGUUGUACUAGAUCAAAUGCCGGGGAAUAUGCAAACAUUUGAAAUGAGUAAAAUGGCUGAGCAUCCGAACAUGCAAAGCCAUGUGUUUUUAAAAGCAAAUGAUACUGUUAAUGGAGUAGUACUAGAAGAUCUUGCAGGCGAAGAUGAGGAAAUAGAUUUAGAAGAGGGAUCACAGCACAUCUUGCAGUACAAACCAAUUGCUGAUCUAGUUAAAAAUGGGAAAGUACAACUUAUAUGAAAUAAAUUGCCCACAUUACACACAAUUUUGUAUUCACACUAACUUUACAAUUUAUCAAUAAAAUGUUGUUCAUGUUACUAUGAGCAGACUU